Messenger RNA from Lactuca saligna, 369 nucleotides. NCBI's taxonomy places the organism in Eukaryota, Viridiplantae, Streptophyta, Magnoliopsida, Asterales, Asteraceae. The record is from the annotation of a GenBank genome assembly.
AUGGUGAACAAAUACGUGGCCUCCGGGAGAUUUGAUCUGCAAGAGCCAAGUGUCAUGGCGGAAUUGACUCAGGCCAUGCAUGCUUCUGUGAAGACUUUCAUUAAAAUGGUUUAUGCCUCCCUCCUUCAUUUGGUUGAGCUUGACUUGAAGGGCGUUUGCCAAUUGUGUUGUCACCCUAACGUCGAGGACAACCCGCCUGAAGGUGACUUUCUCAAAGUUGGAUCUUCCUCUAUUACUCUUGUCCUAGGCCAUGGGGUGUUGCACUCUAGCCCUAAUAAUCUAAGUGAUGUCGACGUCGUCACCUCGAGGCAUUUGGGACCUAUGUAUUAUUUGUUUCAAGGGAAAGGUUAUGAGCCUUUGAUGCCUUGA